Pteronotus mesoamericanus is the source of this 1057-nucleotide messenger RNA. RefSeq names its product fibronectin type III and ankyrin repeat domains 1 (gene FANK1). Gene Ontology annotation, molecular function: protein binding. Gene Ontology annotation, biological process: regulation of apoptotic process. The transcript has 11 exons. The coding region runs from base 11 to 1057 and encodes 348 amino acids. Gene Ontology annotation, cellular component: nucleus. NCBI's taxonomy places the organism in Eukaryota, Metazoa, Chordata, Mammalia, Chiroptera, Mormoopidae. The record is from RefSeq and is a predicted model, not a curated record.
GCUGCGGACCAUGGAGCCCCAGAAAAUCACGCCGCCCUCAAAGCCCCACCCCCCGGUAGUGGGCAAGGUGACGCAUCACAGCAUUGAGCUGUACUGGGACCUGGAGAAGAAGGCACCGCGCCAAGGCCCGCAGGAGCAGUGGGCCCGGUUCUCCAUCGAGGAGGAAGACCCCAAAAUGCACACUUACGGUAUCAUUUAUACGGGAUAUGCCACAAGGCACGUCGUGGAAGGCCUGGAGCCGCGGACCCUGUACAGGUUUCGACUGAAGGUCACCAGCCCCUCUGGCGAAUACGAGUACAGCCCAGUGGUCUCAGUGUCCACGACCAGAGAACCCAUAAGUAGUGAGCAUUUUCACCGAGCAGUCAAUGUGAAUGACGAAGAUUUGCUGGUUCGAAUACUUCAAGGAGGCAACGUGAAGGUUGAUGUUCCCAAUAAGCUGGGCUUUACGGCUCUGAUGGUGGCUGCCCAGAAAGGGUACACCAGGCUGGUGCAGCUCCUCAUUUCUAACGGCACGGACGUGAACCUGAGGAACGGAAGUGGCAAGGACAGCCUGAUGCUGGCGUGCUACGCGGGCCACCUGGACGUUGUGAAGUACCUCCGGAGGCACGGCGCUUCUUGGAAGACCAGAGACCUGGGGGGCUGCACGGCGCUGCACUGGGCCGCAGACGGGGGCCACUGCGGCGUGAUCGAGUGGAUGAUAAAGGACGGCUGCGAGGUGGACGCGGUGGACACUGGCUCCGGCUGGACCCCACUCAUGAGAGUGUCCGCCGUCUCGGGGAACCAGCAGGUCGCCUCUCUGCUCAUUGAAGCCGGCGCCGACGUGAACGUGAAAGACAAAGAUGGAAAGACACCGCUCAUGGUGGCUGUGUUAAAUAAUCACGAGGAGCUAGUGCAGCUACUUCUAGACAAAGGGGCGGAUGCGAGUGUGAAGAACGAGUUUGGCAAAGGCGUCCUGGAAAUGGCCAGAGUGUUCGACAGACAGAAUGUAGUCUCCUUACUGGAAGAAAGGAAGAAGAAGCAGACACCAAAGCAGCCAGCUGUCCCUUCUGUCCGCUGA